AUGAAGACUCUCAUUGUGCUUGCCAUGGCUUUUGCUGUCACUCUUGCAGCUAUAACUCUUUCUGAAGAUGGAUACUAUAAGUUUACAAUCAACUUUUCAGAGAAUUCAAGCAACAGCAGUAACACUGAUGUGGCCUUGGGACUCAUUAUUCCUAUGACAAGUGCUCCAAUGACAAGUAAUUUUUUUACUACUGGAGCUUGUGUUAAUGUGGCAACUUCAAAUUAUCAACUCACCACUGACAGCACAGCUUUGAAGGGAUUUGGAAUUGAAUGGCGAUGCCAUUCAACUUGUGCAUCUUUGGCUGCAGUGUACAAUUCAGUUACUUUCUAUGGCGGUUCUAAUUGGGGACAAACAGCAGAUCAUAUAGUGUCUUCUGGAUCUCUCAUAUCUGUAAUCACAUCUCCUGCUGGAUUGAACUCAAAUAACUCCACUGCCAAGACUGUAUCCUACACCUUCUUUGGAUUGACUCCAACCCAACUUGCAAGUACUGUAUACAUGCCAAACCAGACAGAGACCUGGUACAUCAGAUGCUUUGCCAGAUUCAACAACGCAUUUAGCGCCUCUCUAAAUAGAGGAGUCGUUGACUUGGCUACCACUUUAGGAAAUGCAAGGAACUUGUCAUUAUGACAAUCGCUCACUUCCACUUCUUCAAGCUGCACAGAUUUGGCAUCAAGUGAUUAUAUGCCAGCCUUCACCACAUUGGCUGGUGCUGUGAGUCUCUGUGCCUUUUUCUUGUAA
Molecule: messenger RNA, 738 nt
Organism: Moneuplotes crassus
Lineage: Eukaryota; Ciliophora; Spirotrichea; Euplotida; Euplotidae
Source: the annotation of a GenBank genome assembly